AUGGAGGAGGAGAAACGCUGCAAGUUUUGGCUUCCCAAAAAGAACCGAUUUUGUGCAAAUUCCCCUCUCAACGAUUCCCAGUUCUGCGGCAACCAUACAGCGAGGUCCAUUGAACAGUGGAUCCCAUGCCCCAUCGACCCUUCUCAUUCUGUUCUAAACCAAAAUCUUGACGGCCAUGUUAAGAGAUGCCCUUUAUUAAAACAAGCUCACUCCUUGUCUCUUCAACCAUUUUAUCAAAAGGGCAUCAAUGCUGGCAAAGAAGAAGAAGAUAGUGUUAGCUCUGAGAUGAAAAGGAGUGCUGUUUAUAGCAUGACUGUGAUUGAAUUUUGUGAGCUUAUUAACAAGAUUGAGUCUCUUCAUGCUUCGAUAUGCAAGGAUAUUUGGGAAUCAUAUAAAGUGCCAGAAGCUUGUAAUAGGUGGAUUAAGAGAGAAGUAGACAGGAAAUUACCGUUUCAAGAGAAACAUGUAGCGCAACAAGCAUCUAUUCUUGGGAAUUUGGAGGACUUUGGAGUGAUAAAGAGUUCAGUAGGAAGUAAAGGCACCGAUAGUCAGGGAUUUUAUGGUGAUAAUAGCAAUUGUGUCCAUGCAGUCGUUGAAUUUGGAGCAGGGAGAGGGUACUUGACACAGAUGCUGGCAGACUGUUAUGGAAUUGACAGGGUCUUUCUGGUUGAGCGCAAGGCAUACAAACUUAAGGCUGAUCGGUCUUUGCGACAGAAGGAAAGCAUGAUAUUAGAGCGUUUGAGGAUUGAUAUUGAGGACUUGAACUUGAAAGCUGUUAAGUCUUUAAGGGGAGUCCCUUAUUUGGCUAUUGGUAAACAUCUCUGUGGGCCUGCAACUGAUUUGACACUGAGAUGUUGCCUGUCUGAGCAAUGGAGUCAAGAUAGUAUGCAAGAUUGCAGGAGCAAUGAUAACCUUAAAGGCCUUGCUAUAGCAACAUGCUGCCAUCAUCUUUGUCAGUGGAAACAUUACACAAACAGAAAGUUCAUGUCCAAUUUGGGGAUCACCAAGGAACAAUUUCACGCAAUGACAUGGUUUACCAGCUGGGCAGUAGAUGCUGAUCAUAGUUCAGAUCUUUCUGAUAUUACUGAUUGCAGAUUGCUUUCACAAUCCACUGAGGAGAAACAAUGUGGUGGGGAUAUAAAUGGAGUUGAAGAUGUUGUGAGGAAUAUGAAAGCUGUUGAAAGGGCCGUGUUGGGUUUUAAGUGUAAGCAGAUCAUCGACGUAGGAAGGGUGAUGUGGGCAAAAGAACAUGGAUUAGACACAGAGUUUGUGAAGUAUGUCCCCUCAAGCAUCUCUCCAGAAAACCAUUUAUUACUUGCUAGACAUACUAAGUGUGUGUAA
Molecule: messenger RNA, 1341 nt
Organism: Dovyalis caffra
Lineage: Eukaryota; Viridiplantae; Streptophyta; Magnoliopsida; Malpighiales; Salicaceae
Source: the annotation of a GenBank genome assembly